Molecule: messenger RNA, 884 nt
Organism: Daphnia carinata
Lineage: Eukaryota; Metazoa; Arthropoda; Branchiopoda; Diplostraca; Daphniidae
Product: glutathione S-transferase 1-like
Exons: 5
Coding region: 90-752 (220 amino acids)
Biological process (GO): glutathione metabolic process
Molecular function (GO): glutathione transferase activity
Source: RefSeq, a predicted model, not a curated record
AAGAUAGUUAUCUCAAUGUCCGAAGGCUUUGUGUAGUCACUUUUUUUCACCAACGUUAUUUAGAAACUUAAUCCUAUCUAGAACAGAGAAUGCCGAUUGACCUGUAUUACAUGUCACUGAGUGGCCCGUGUCGGGCAGUUAUGCUCACUGCCAAAAUGGUGGGUGUCGAACUAAACCUGAAAAUCGUCAAUCUCAUGGCAGGAGAACAAAUGAAGCCCGAAUUUCUCAAGAUAAAUCCACAGCACACCGUUCCCACUUUAGUCGAUUCGGGAUUUGUUUUAACUGAAAGCCGCGCCAUUUGCGCUUAUUUAGUAAACAAGUACGGCAAAGACGACAAGUUGUAUCCCAAGUCACCAAAAGAUCGCGCUGUAGUCGACCAGAGACUCUUCUUUGAUCUUGGUGUUUUCUAUUCUGCGUUCUCCGAUUACUAUUAUCCAGUGAUAUUCCGUGGGGCCACGUCACUUGAUGAUGGCAAGAAAAAGAAAUUGGACGAAGCUUUGAGGUUCUUCAACAUGUUUGUGUCAGACCGUGAUUUUGCUGCCGGAGAUCAUUUGACAAUCGCGGAUCUUUCACUGGUAGCAUCUGCUUCUACUAUGGAGAGAGUGAAUCCAAAAAUUUUCGAUGACUACCCGAAGAUAAAAGAAUGGAUGGAACGAUGCAAAAACCAGAUUCCCGAUUAUCACGACCUCAAUCAGGUUGGCGCGGAAAUCUUUGGUCAAAUAGGUCAAAGUGCCUUGGCUAAAAUUCAGUAAAAUUUAAAAAAAAAUGCGAUUUAAAAAAUUGCCGAAAAGAAUACUAUAAGUUUUGAUCGGUGUACCGCGUUAUCAGCCCUUUGAGUUUCAAUCCAGUAUUAAAUAAAUAUCAUGGACGAUUGGUCUCCGUCA